Cotesia congregata is the source of this 2544-nucleotide messenger RNA. The record is from the annotation of a GenBank genome assembly. NCBI's taxonomy places the organism in Eukaryota, Metazoa, Arthropoda, Insecta, Hymenoptera, Braconidae.
AUGGAUCGUUCCGCCAAAGAAGCAGGAUUAAAUAUGGUCUUAAAUGACUUGAACGGUUUUCAUCAGACAUUUUUAGCUGGCUUGGCAACAAUAGAACAAUUACGCAAAGACCAUGUAAACUUUGUUCGAGAUUUGGGCACUCAGAUAGCCAACAAGAGACCGGGACUCCUUCCAAAAACACCGAAGCGUAAACGUAUCCACACAAUUCCGGAGAACGAAGAAGUUUCACCCGAAGGAAAGAAACCCCACGAAACACCAGCAAAGACCGAUGAUGAAGAACCAAACAAGGAGGAAGAAGAAGAAGAAGAAGUAGUCGUUCCUAGGUCUCGCCGCGGUGCUUCCGUCAAGGCUAAUGAAAAAAUCAAAAAACAACAAUUGUUAACGCUCAAUGCUAAACUACGCAGACCGUCUCACGAUGAAGACGUCGUGGAAGUAGUAGUGAAACCCCGAACGACUCGAGGCAAGCGGGCGAAACAACCUGUUAGUGAAUCUGACGACGAAGAGUUAAAGAGACCAUCCAAACAAUCAAAAAUCGAGAAAAAGAGUCACAUACUUAUGGAGAAAGUUACUAUUAAAGUCGAGCGAAUAUCUUCAACAGUUGAGCUGAACGAAGGACAUAAUGAUAAAAAUGUAAACGACGUUGAAAUGAUGAGUCCUCCGCGUGAAACUCGGUCUACAAAAAUUGCCGUAUCAGAGCCACCAGCUGAUAAGAGUGUUGGUGAACAAGACAAUACUCUUAUCACUGAAGCGUCAAUGUAUGAAGAUGCUAUUGGUAGCAAAAUGCUGCCGAUGAAUUCGACGAUGAAUCCCAAUAGCACCAUGACCAUAGACAGAAAAAUGAUGAACGUGACAGUGGUGUUGGAUAAAAUGAAUCAAACGGUCACUUUGAGUAAAAAUUCUCUGCCAUCAACUUCCUCUGGUGAAUUGGUGCCAACAAUACUGUUAUCAAAGAAUGAAUUCCAUAAGAAAACGUCGUCGUUAAAAUCUAAUGUCGUUCAUUCAGAGGUUGAUGAGCUUAUUACUGACGACGAGUCUUCGCCGGAACGCAUUAAAGCUGUCAAUUCAUCCAAGUCCACAAUCAAAAAAUUCAGAAAAAUAAAAGCCGCUGUAGUGAGUGAAACCGAAGACUCCGAGGAUGAAGUUUUAGCUACGCCGGUUAAGACAAAUCCUAAAACAAAGGAUCUUAAGUAUAAACAAAACGCUCUGUUCAGUCCUUAUGCUAAGCAAUCUGUGAAGAAUAAGGUAGAGGCUUUUGAACAAGUAGCACGAAGUCCUACGAAAGAACAAACAACUGGAAGAGUUACGAGAACUAAAACGCGAGCUAUGGCGAACGCUGCUGACACUGCAGCAAGUAAAGCUCCUAAAACUCCAAACCCAGGUGAUGCUCUAGCUCGUAAGUCAUUGGCUAAAGCCAAAAAAAUAGCCAUCGCUAAACAAAAGCGCGAUGAUGACAAUGAAAAAGAGAAUGCGCUGUUAAAUUCUGCUCAAAAGUCGCGCUUACCAGUUGCUAAGUCUGACAAACUGGCGCAGAAGCAACAAUUGAGGACGACUCCGGUCAGCAAAGCGCGAUUGCACAUUCCAAUGUCAGUAAAUCGCUUAGCUCAUACUCCGGUCAAUGCUCACGUCUUACCAGCUUCUACCAGAGCAGCGACUACUUCCAAGACAAGCCAUUUGAGUCACGCGUCGUCAGUCGAUUCGGUGAGUCACUCGAAACCGCUGAGUAAAUCAAGCUCUAUCGACAGCUUGGUUGAGAAAAAGCAGCGAGACGAAGAUGCUAGGAUCAAGAAGGAAGAGGCGCUGAGACAGCAAACUGAAGAGAAAAGACGCAAACGGGAGGAGAAAGAGCUCAAGAAUAAAAAAGCUAGGGAGGCUCAAGAAAAAUUGGAGCAAGAAAAGCGACUCAGGUUGGAGAAGGAGAAAGAAAUGAAAGCGAAACAGGCUUUGAUUAUGCAGGAAAAAAUGCGCGAAGAAGCGGAAAAGAAACGGUUUGCACAGCUCCAACGCGCUCAAGAGAAAGAAGAAAAGAAGAGACAAGAAGAGCAGUUGCGUCUGCAGCGGAUGCAGGAGAUUGAAGAAACUGAAAGGAAACUCGCUGAACAGAGGCGACGAGAAGAGGAGAAUGAACGUCGCAAGAAAGUAGAACUCAGAGCUCAGCAAGCUGCUGCUGCUGAAAAUGCCAAAUUAAAGCAGCAGUAUCAAGCUAAAGUUAAAGCUAUGCAGAUGGAGAAGAAUCAGCAACAACAGCAACUACAUGAGGCCCCCACAUCUUAUAAAAUUGACAGUGAUCCUGAUGAUGAUGAAUCAGACAACGAAUCUAAUCCUAAACAUCCUAUACCAUACUGGGCACAAGCCGGAAUUCGUAAUUUACAAUUAGAACUGCAACAGUACAUUCCGAUAAAUAAUGUUUUGAAAUUCUUUGGAGCUAAAAAAUGCACGCCGGAUUUGUCAGAGCUUUUUGUGGGAGUUAAAAAGGAUCGGAUGAAGAGGACCUCGAGUGCUGUGUGGAAAUCACCACCUCGGUUUUCAAUGAUGGAAGAUGAAUAA